AUGGAAGAUAGAAUACAAAGUAGAAUUGAUAGAGCCUUUGGGAAUUAUGAAUGGAUAAUGAAAUGGGGCAAUGUAACAGUGGAAUAUGAGCUACCUGGGAUUUCAGACAAUGCACCAAUGCUACUGAGUUUGGGAGUGGAUCAAGCUAACACUAGGAGUCCAUUUAGAUUCUUUGAUGUUUGGGCAGAUCACAAAGAGUUUACACAGCUAGUAGAAGAAGCUUGGCAACAGUGCCAAGAUCCUUGGCUAAUGAGAGGAACAUGGAGGAAGUUGAAAAGGCUACGACCUAAAUUGAAGACACUGAACAACAGAGAAUUUAGGAAUGCUGAGCAAAAAAUGGAAGAUGCAAGGGAAGAAAUAAAGAAAAUACAAAGGCAAAUACAGCAAAAGUUUGAUGAUGUAUUGCAAGCUCAAGAGAGGGAUGCACUGCAGAAAUUAAAGAAGUGGUCAAUGAUAGAAGAAAGCAUUAUGAAGCAAAAAUCUAGGGAUAAAUGGAUAAAACUGAGAGAUGCAAAUACCAAAUACUUCUCAGCAGUAAUGAAAGAAAGGAAGCACAGGAAACAAAUAAAAGACUGA
Molecule: messenger RNA, 576 nt
Organism: Nicotiana attenuata
Lineage: Eukaryota; Viridiplantae; Streptophyta; Magnoliopsida; Solanales; Solanaceae
Exons: 1
Coding region: 1-576 (191 amino acids)
Source: RefSeq, a predicted model, not a curated record